CCGCACUAAUUAGCGUCCGGUUAAUCCCUGCAAUCAAGAGAAACGAAAACAGAAUCUUUGUUCAAGUGACGGCCCCCUGCUAAAUCAGAAGAUAGAUGCCGAAAGGAUUACGUUCUUCCGCAUGAAAUGAAAGACACCGAUACUGAAUGAGAUGUAAAAGGCAUAAUUUGGCGAUUGUUUCCGAUACACAUGCGGUCUAAACCUUCAUUCUUGAAGCCCCUGUUCGAGCAUGGCUGAGAACGAGUAUGAGCCAAUCGUUGCGCCCAAGGAUGCCAUGCCAAAAGGUUAUGUAUUUGUACCCAAGGGUGAUGUGUAUGUUACUAGACACUGUCGUACACGAACACACGAAGCUCAUCGUACAGUCUAUGUCGUCGAAGGCAAAACUCAAAAGACCCAGGGAAUACGCGUGCCAAGCUUCAUCUACACACAAGUACAGGAGGAUGCGGCAACUACAGCAUCUGCCCGCGCAGCCGUCGUCAGCAAGGUGGAUGUCUCCCGGGCGAACAAGAUACGUUCUGCCUUGAAAAUUCAGUUCUCACAGAUGCCCGACGACGAAGUGGAAAAGGCGCUUGGGCGUACCCUUGUAAAACGCUCAAAACGUGUCGGGCGAUGCGGCACACUUUCAUCCGAGAGAAUAGCCUUCCUGGCAGUCCAGGCACAUGUACGACAUGUCCAUACGCAGUACGACAAACUCAUAUAUCGUGAUGGGCAUAGUCAGGAGGAAGCCAGGGAAUUGACACUUGACAUCGUUAGAGAUAAGAUGAAGGAAUGGGGAUGGAACGCACGCAACGGAUUUAAAUCAAAUAAGCCGGACCCGAAAGAGUCGAGGAGGACUGGAUCAAGGGAAGUUCAGAAGUCUGGUCCAGAAGCAUUGAAGAAGUUGAAUCUGAAAGCUUUAGAGAAGUCGAGCUCGAAACGAUUGAAAAGACCUGGCUCCAGGGAACCGAAGACUUUGACAACGGCACAAGUCAGAAAACCUAAAGAGAGAGCGUGGAACCAAUCGAGCCUAGAUGUGAUGGAAAAUUUGGUGGAAAGACUCCAAGCUUUGGAUCCGCAGCACUGAUCCAUGAUCCAAAUUUGACCGAUUGUUAUCGUCUUCGUCCUGAGGAAAACGAUCAACGUGCGUUCUGGGCGGUAGCAGAGGCUA
Pseudovirgaria hyperparasitica is the source of this 1147-nucleotide messenger RNA. RefSeq lists its product as uncharacterized. Lineage: Eukaryota; Fungi; Ascomycota; Dothideomycetes; Acrospermales; Acrospermaceae. The record is from RefSeq and is a predicted model, not a curated record. The coding region runs from base 230 to 1063 and encodes 277 amino acids. The transcript has 3 exons.